UUCCGUGCGCGCCCGCCCUGUAGGAGCCGGACCGCAAGGAAAAGGGCUGGCGUCUGCGCUGCGAUCCCUGGGGGAGGAAAAUGAACGGGACGCGCAACUGGUGUACUGCGGUGGACGUGCACCCGGAGGGACAAAUCGCGGGCAGCGUGGACAUUCUCAGACUGACUCUGCAGAGUGAACUGACAGGAGAGGAACUUGAACACAUAGCCCAGAAGGCUGGCAGGAAGACCUAUGCCAUGGUGUCUGGCUACUCAACUGGUCAUUCUCUGGCCUCAGAAUUGGUGGAGUCCAACGAUGGACAUGAGGAGAUCAUUAAGGUGUACUUGAAGGGGAGGUCUGGAGACAAGAUGAUCCAUGAGAAGAAUAUUGAUCAGCUGAAGAGUGAGGUCCAGUACAUCCAGGAGGCCAGGAACUGCCUGCAGAAGCUCCGGGAAGACAUAAGUAGCAAGCUCGACAGAGAUCCAGGAGAUUCUCUCCAUCAACAGGAGAUACAGGUGGACACCUAUUUAAACGAAGAUGCCGAUAGCUUGAGGAAGACUGUGCUGGACUUGCUUGCCAAACUGCAGGAGGCUGAGCGGAAGCACCAGUCAGACCGUGUGACUUUUGAGGUGACACUCAGUCGCUACCAGAGAGAAGCAGAACAGAGUCACAUGGCCCUUCAGAGAGCAGAGGCCAGAGUGGAGCAGAAAGAGGUGGACAUUGGAGAGCUACAGAGGCGCUUGCUAGGGAUGGAGACGGAGCAUCAGGCCUUAUUGGUGAAGGUCAGGGAAGGGGAGACAGCUCUGGAGGAACUGCGGAGCAAGAACGCUGACUGCCGAGCAGAACAAGAAAAGACUGCUAACCUGGAAAAGGAAGUGGCUGGGUUGCGGGAGAAGAUCCAUCACUUAGAUGACAUGCUUAAGAGCCAGCAGCGGAAAGUUCGGCAAAUGAUCGAGCAGCUCCAGAAUUCAAAAGCUGUGGUCCAGACAAAGGACACCACCAUCCAGGAGCUCAAGGAGAAAAUCGCCUACCUGGAAGCAGAGAACUUAGAGAUGCAUGACCGCAUAGAACACCUGAUAGAAAAACAAAUCAGUCAUGGCAACUUCAGCACGCAGACCCGGGCCAAGACAGAGAACCUGGGCAGCGUGAGGAUAUCAAAGCCCCCCAGCCCCAAGCCCUUGCCUCUCAUCCGAGUGGUGGAAACAUGAGUGGAAAGAAGACGCCGCCAUUGCCACCUCUCGCCUGUGGAGAAGCCCACCACCCCCGUAGGCUGUUAGCACUGACUUUGACUUCCUGACUGUCCCCUGGCUGCACUUGGGGUUCAGGUGUCCUGCCCCUUCCAAACGCCUAUCCUCUGUAAGCCCGGUGGAUGGAGGAUGAGGCCUCCCGUGGACACCAGACCUUUGGAAGACAUUAUACUGCCAGCAGGAGCCAGGGCAGGGUCCUUAUUCCUGUAGUUACGAUUUUUCUCUGUGGUAGAGUUUCCCUUCUGUUACAGACCGGAGUUCAGCUGCCCCAGAAGCCAGGCCCUCACCUGGUUGGGAGAGGUAGCAAGAUUUGCCUCAGAAGCUGGCAAGCUGGCAGCACAACUGUCGACAGCGACUGGAGAGUGUCCUGGGGAGAUGAAGUUCCUUCUGCAAACACAGCUCUGUUCUUAGCAACAAACUGUUUACUUUUCUACUAGCUCCAU
This is a messenger RNA of Talpa occidentalis (Iberian mole), 1669 nucleotides long. It is a transcript of the gene TUFT1, whose product is annotated as tuftelin 1. Lineage: Eukaryota; Metazoa; Chordata; Mammalia; Eulipotyphla; Talpidae. Gene Ontology annotation, biological process: intracellular signal transduction. The transcript has 12 exons. Gene Ontology annotation, cellular component: intracellular anatomical structure; I band. The coding region runs from base 81 to 1187 and encodes 368 amino acids. The record is from RefSeq and is a predicted model, not a curated record.